AUGUAUAUGGCGCCGAUCGCCGUCGUUAGCCGUCGCUACCUAGCUCCGUGUCCGGUAAAUCUAACUAUAGUCAGGGAAGUGCUGUCUCUCGUUGACGGAAACUUCGCCGUCACCAACGGAAACGGCGACGUGGUAUUCAAAGUCCAAGGAAAAGUAAGCCCUCUCCGUCGCCGUGUUUUGUCGAUGCUUCUGAGGCAGCUUGUUACCCGAUCAUGGACUAUUUAUGCUGGUGAUACCACCACCAUUGUUGCACAGGUAAACCCUAUUUUCAUCUUGACACAAAUUCUUCAUGAUUUCAUGAAGAUCCUUGAAAGGGGUGUUGAUGCACAAGGAGACACUAACAAAGCAUUGCACUUGGGAAAGAUACUUUUACUGUGA
This is a messenger RNA of Lactuca virosa, 378 nucleotides long. Lineage: Eukaryota; Viridiplantae; Streptophyta; Magnoliopsida; Asterales; Asteraceae. The record is from the annotation of a GenBank genome assembly.